AUGAAGAGUCACAAAGUGGUUCCUAUAGAACAAGCAGUCAGUGACCUGAAGGACCAGCUGAAAUCUGACUUACAGUCUCUGCAGGACAAGAGGGACAAAUACAAACAAGUGAAGGAAAAAUACAAUCAAGUGACUCAACACUCCAAGAAGCAGCUGUUGUCCAGAGAGAGACAGAUCAGAGCAGAGUUCAACAAGCUCCACCAGUUCCUGAGAGAGGAAGAGGAGUCCAGACUGGCAGCUCUGAGGGAGGAAGAGGAGCAGAAGGGGAAGACUAUCAGCAGAGAGAUGAAGAGGAUUCAGGAGCAGAUCUCCUCUCUGUCAGACAGUAUCUCUGCUGUUGAAGAAGAGCUGCAGAAACACAACGUGCCAUUCCUCAGCAGUUAUAAAGCCACUCAGACCAGAGCCAGAGUCCAGUGCUCACUGUCAGAUCCACAGCUGCUCUCAGGAGCGCUGAUAGAUGUGGCCAAACACCUGGGCAACCUGUCCUUCAGAGUCUGGGAGAAGAUGAAGGAGAAGGUCCACUUCAGUCCUGUCAUUCUGGACCCAAACACUGCAAACCCCCGUCUCUAUCUGUCUGAUGAUCUGACCAGUGUGAGAUAUGGAGAUAUAAACCAACAGAUUCCUCAGAGUCCAGAGAGAAGCACCAAGAAUGUCAAUGUUCUGGGCUCUGAGGGCUUCAGCUCAGGGAAACACAGCUGGGAGGUGGAGGUGGGAGAUCACCCUCUCUGGAAUAUAGGUUUGGUAAAAGAGUCAGCUGACAGGACGGGAGAUAAAGACGUCUUGCCAGCCAAUGGUUUCUGGUCUUUAUCAUAUCGCGAUGGAGUAUACAUUAAUGCUGUUGCAAAGAAUCUCAUUGUGAAGAAGAGUCUCCAGAGGAUCAGAGUCCAGCUGGACUAUGACAGGGGGGAGGUGUCCUUCUACGACCCUGAAGACAUAACUCACAUCUACACUCACAGAGACUUUUUCACUGAGAAACUCUUCCCAUAUUUCAGUAUUGGACCGGCUGGUGCAACAACAGUUGAUAUCAAAAUCUGUCAACGUGAUUUCUCUGUGCUGUUCAGGGAAGGUGGUGAGGUCUAA
Messenger RNA from Centropristis striata (black sea bass), 1080 nucleotides. Its product is annotated as nuclear factor 7, brain-like. NCBI's taxonomy places the organism in Eukaryota, Metazoa, Chordata, Actinopteri, Perciformes, Serranidae. Bases 1 to 1080 code for a protein of 359 amino acids. The record is from RefSeq and is a predicted model, not a curated record. The transcript has 2 exons. Gene Ontology annotation, molecular function: protein binding.